GUUCUAAAUGAGCUGUGCUGGACUGGCCGAAGGAAGAGUAAUGUAUCUCAGAGCAACGGAACCACAUGUCGCCAGCAGCAGGCUAUAUCAAUCGCGGUCGUAGUUAUGCUGUGCGAGGAGAGGCGCUCUAACAGCAAGAAGCAGCAGUUCGGGAAAGACACGGCUGUUCAGGGCACCAAUGACAGCAGCAUCGUCAGUAAGUGUUCAGCGGCUGCGCGCGGGUACUUCCACGAUGACUUCCUGAAGAGCUUCGUGAUGAAGACCGCCCGCCGCGCGCCUCUCAUCAACAGGGGUUACUACAUCCGAGCGAAGGCUGUUGAUCACUGUCUGAUGGAGUUUCUGCAGCGAACGCAAUCCUGCACCAGGAGACAGCUGCUGUCCCUGGGAGCUGGGUUCGACACCUUGUAUUUCCAGUUGAAGGUGGGGGGAGAGCUGAGGGGUGCUGUGGUUUUCGAGGUGGACUUCCCCGACGUGGCACAACGCAAAGCCGCCCUGAUCAACAGAGACCCCGCCCUGAGAGAAAUACUGGGGACCACAGAGUCUGCUGCAUCACAGCACAGUCCCCUGGUGCUCAGCAGCGCAGACUACAGACUGGUGGGUGUGGAUCUGAAGGCACUGGGAGGACUAGAGAGCGCUCUGAAAGAGGCAGGGCUGCAGACCAGCACCCCUACUCUGCUCCUCUCUGAGGUGGUGCUGACAUACAUGGACAACACCAGGUCUGAAGCUCUGAUCCAGUGGGCGUCUGCUCUUUUCCCCUCCUCCGUGUUUGUGAUGUACGAGCAGCUCCACCCACACGACCCCUUCGGAAGGGUCAUGCAGCAGCACUUCCUGCAGCUCAACUCCACUCUGCACGCGCUCAGUCGUUACCCAGACAAGCAGGCCCAGAGGCAACGGUUCCUGGACAGGGGCUGGGAGGAGUGUGUGUGCGUCGACAUGAACCAGUUCUACUUCGAGUUCCUGAGUGAAGAGGAACGCAGUAGAUUGGAGCGUCUGGAGCCCUUCGAUGAGUAUGAGGAGUGGCACCUGAAGUGCUCGCACUAUUUCAUCCUGGCUGCAUCGAAAGGAGAGCUGACGCACCAGCCCCUGAUCUGCCCCCCUUGUGAAUCUCCAGUCCCAGCACUGGUGCCAGCACUCAGCUCCCAGUUGCUCCCAGUCUCUGUUGUACCCUUGGAGCCUGAGGGAGUUGGACUGUGCUGUACUGGCCUGCCCGGGUCUGGAGUGGGUUGUACUGACCUGUCUGAGUCUGGACUGGGUUGUACUGGUCUGGCUGGGUUUGGACUGGGCUGUGCUUCCCUGUGGCCCGGCAGCGCUGUGUUGGUGACCGGGGGGGCAGGAAGACACGGCCGAGGAGCCCAGACUCGGAUCCUCAUCAGAGACAAGGCUGUCUGGAAAUGUGCCUGUCCCAGGGGCACAGAGUUGGGUGGCAGGAUGUUCCACACGGUGACGCCCGUUCCUGGUCAGCGUUGUGUGGUGUUUGGGGGGCGCGCGUCCCCCCUGCGCCCUGCUACCAGUGUGCUAAGUGUGAGCUGGGACCCCACGACCCCUACUGACCCCAAGCUGAGCGUCAGCGAGCUGAACUGUAGUGGCACUGCGCCCAGACCAAGGUGGAGGCACAGUGCGACACUGCUCACCUUCAGAGGGGAGAGCUACCUGUUUGUGUUCGGAGGGCGCUCCACCGAGGAGCGGGCUCUUCAGGACUGGCACUUCCUCAAGCUGGAGGAGAACACCUGGACUCAGGUGCCUGUAGGGGGCGCUGUGCCCGAGCCUCGUCACUCCCACUCCGCCUGUCCCUAUGCGGGGGGGCUGGUGAUUGCAGGGGGGCUGGGGGGGCAGAACCCGCUUGGAUCCACGGUGCUGCUCAGACCUGCCCAGUCCGGCUUCCACUGGCACGAGCUGAAGACUGAGCCGCCCAUCAUCCCCAGGUACUCUCACACGGCUCAUGUGAUUGGUGAUCGGCUGGUGCUGGUGGGCGGAGUUUGGAUCCAGGCUGACGGGGUGCCGGGAGUUGCGGUGAUCAACCUGACCACAGGAGGCAGCAGAGAGUACAGCAUCGACACGGUGGCAGUGCCCUGGCCCCUCAUGCUGCACUCUCAUAGUUCUGAGCUCCUGGAUGGAGGGAGGGAGGUGCUGCUGAUUGGAGGAGGGGGAAACUGCUUCUCAUUCGGGACUCAUCUGAACCCAAGACCUGUAACCCUGGACCUGAGCCCUGCCCUGGACUGAGCCCCAAUAUGCACAGAAGAUGGUUCCCAAUAGUCAGGGGUAUACUUCAAUAACUGACUGAGGAGAUAUCAUUAUAAUUACCAAGACUCCUGUUGUACAUUCCAUAACACUUCUGCUUUUUAAAACUAGAUUAGAGACAGCAUUUACUACAAAAGAAACCUCCUAAGUGUGUGUGUGUGUGUGUGUGUGUGUGUUGGGGGUCGGCAGGAUAAUAUUCUG
This is a messenger RNA of Polyodon spathula (Mississippi paddlefish), 2439 nucleotides long. RefSeq names its product leucine carboxyl methyltransferase 2 (gene lcmt2). The transcript has 15 exons. Gene Ontology annotation, molecular function: tRNA methyltransferase activity; protein binding. The coding region runs from base 106 to 2220 and encodes 704 amino acids. The record is from RefSeq and is a predicted model, not a curated record. Gene Ontology annotation, biological process: wybutosine biosynthetic process; tRNA methylation. Lineage: Eukaryota; Metazoa; Chordata; Actinopteri; Acipenseriformes; Polyodontidae.